GCAGCACUGCCAGCCAGUGUGGCUCCAACCGUCGAGGAAGAAGGUUGUAUUAGGCUGCGCCAGACGCAGACACGAUGGACGUGGCAGUUUUGGGCGAACAUAUUUCCCAAUAUUGUUGCGAUUUUUACUGUCUGAUUGAUCAGUGUCCGUUUCGAUAGUGAUUGACAGUUGGUUGUGCGGUGAUAGAAAAGACUCUAGUUGUGAGAAGUGAUCCACAAAACGAUCAACGAAAGCAUUUUUGUUAAAGAAUUUAAUAAACAAUAUUAUUUUAAUAUAAAAGUGGAGACUGCUGGUUGACAGAAAUGGAGCUAACUGAAGAGGCGUUGUUGGGACUGGGCGCAGAAGCCUCUGGGAUGCCAUCAGCAAUGUCGUCCUCGCCCUGCACUCCCGUCGAGGAAGAGCGACCUGGCUCCUCCUUGAGCACAGCUUCUAGAAGUUCACGAAUUCCAAGGCUGACUCGCUCUGCCUCCCUUCGUAUUAAAUCCACCUCGGAAAAUAAAACGGACAACAAAUCCAAGGGUGAUGCCCAUCAUGGGUCGAAAUCGUCCAGUAGGGGCAUUGUCAGAUCGGCGAGUUUCGUCACCAGCAGAGGGAUGGGAGGGAUGACGUCGCCGUCCUCCACCUCCAUCCUAUCGUCAUCCUGUCAUCCCUCUGCUUCUUUAUCCUCUCAUAGGGCAUCGUCCUCGAAAGGGAUGAUGAGUCUCACACACACUCCAGAGACCCCGCGGAGGUUCUCUUCACACGGCAGCAGUUACUCCCGAAGGACCAGCUCUGCCUCAGACAGAAAAUCACAUAGAACACCUUCGCCCACUUUGGCGUUUCCACCUCUUCUGGAGCAGUCGCUGGAGUUCUUAGCAGACUCCAGCAUAACAGACAUGUCAUAUGCCGGACUAGGCCCAUCCCCCUGGCAUCAUCCGGGCUACCAAAAUCACCUGCGGAGGCCCAACUUCCUUCCCGUGUCUGCAGCGCCUUCGUUUGGGAGCUACGGCCAUUCGUCUUUGCCCUUUACUCCGGCCUCCCAGCCGGAAACGCCCUCGAGAUCACCCGACACAGAUUUGGACGAUGGCGGCGGCGAGGCAGACUCUGUGAAGAGCUUUGGGUCCGUGUCAUCAGCCCUGAGCUGCGAUGCAGGACUCGCCCGACACAGCAACUACCACCACCACCACGGGGGAGGAGGAGGGGCGGGUGGGGGUGGAGGAGGUGGUGGUUCCUGUUGGGGCGGGAGUCGAAGUCGGAAUUCAAAGUACGUCCUGCAUUGCCGCCAUAACCACGAACUCGAUCCUGAGACUUAUCUGACGCCGACGCAACGUGCUGCCAGGAAAAUCAGGGAGCUCAAGAGUCUGUUAUCAGAAGCUCGUCGAGAAGUACAAGAAAGAGACACGGAAAUUGGUCGCUUGACUCGCGAACUGGUGGAGCUCAGGUUGAUCAAGGCCCGCACCCAGCAGGAGGAGAGUACUGGUGCAAAAGAUGAUGGAAACAGCACCCAAGUUACUUUACAAAAUGGUGACCUUAGUAGUAGUGACAGAAGACGCCAGGCGAUGCGUUCUACUCCAACACCAAAAACCUCUUCUACUCCUUCAGAAGGCAGUGAACCAGAACUGAGCCGGUUGAUGGACAACUUGAACAAUGGUGCUCCAGAAGCCACAACCUCCCAUCUUCCAGUGGCGUCUCCUGCUGGUGGCUCAGUUGCUGAGACCACAGAAGGUUCUGUUGACCUCACUCGUUCCCUAGCUGAUUCUGGUCAUUAUGACGACCUCACGUCGCCUUGCCUUUCUUCCAGGGAUCCUUUCGAGGCUAGUCAAAAUUCCCUUAGAGAUCGACCUACUGACGAGGAGGAUGAUGAAGAGGUUGAUCCCUGGACAGCCGUGGAGGAAACUGAAGCCAGGUUGAGAGAGGAAUACGAGCGUCGUGAAGAUCAGCUCAAGAGAAAUCACAUGGAUGAGUAUCAUGAACUCAAGGAAAAACAUAAUGAUCGGGUCGAAGCCUUGCUCUCUAAGCUGAGUGAUGCUAAUCUUAAAUACUUUGAACUUCGGCCACUGUAUGACAGAAGUCAAGAGAGAAUUCGUGAAUUGGAAAGGGAAAUUACUAAACUGAAGGACGAACUAACUGAAGCUGAGCUUCGUCAUCAAAAAAUGUACUUACAAAUGUUUCUUAAAGGUCAGCAAGCAGCCAAGCUGCAAGCUGACGAUGAACAGGAUGCAGAGGAAGACAGCCAAUCUUCUUUAUCCUCAAAUGGACCCAUGGUGGACCUUAUGAAGCAGUUAGCACGUACUGAGGAGGAACUGGAGAAAAUGAAGUCCACUGGCCAUCUGUUUCAGAGUGGUGUCCCCAUUUUGCCUUUCCCACUGCCCUUCUCUGGGGUUCUGUCAAAGGCUCCAUGUGGUGCAGCUCUUUUGGACGGUAAACAGGCCAUCAAUCUUUACCUUCAGGGACGAAGGCAGGUGCUGUACCACCGAGAGGUAGCCAAUCGGAACAACAACAAAUAUCGAAAUGGUGAGCUUGACCCUGAAGUUACACUACAGUUCUUGAAGUCUGCUAUAUACUACUUUUUAACAGACAAGGACAAUGCUAAGGGCCAUCUUCGUGCAAUUGAAAGUAUCUUGGGGUACACAGACAGUGAAAGACAUCUCAUUGACAAAGUUGUAAAAUAGCUUUGAUAUACUAUGACCUAAGUACAGAGAAAGUUUUAUUUAUGGCAGGUUGUGGGAUAUGUAAAAGGACUUAUUGUAUUGGUUGUAAACUGGAACUUUGUACAGUAUGUCUCGUUGGAGAACAACUAUUUAAAUUAUAAGGUAUGGUAACCUGUGAUACAGUAAUAUGGGUAAAGUGUUUAGUCAAGUAUUUGUUGGUUGUGAGCACUGUUCUGUCACAUAUUCAUGAAGAUCAUAAAUCGGUUCUACUUACAUUGAUGUAUAACUUGCCAAACAUUUUUAUAAUGCUGAAAAAGUACUAUGUAUUAAUUUCAAUUAACUUAAUUACCACUGAUUUAUUAGUUUUAAAUGGCAAUUUAAUCAUCAUUAAAUUAUUAGGUUUAAAUGGUCAUUUGUACCCAUAAGUUACAGUUCAUCUUGAAAAUUCAUGUUGGUAGCCGUUGUGUAUGCUGAUGGUUAUACUCUAGAUCCAGGUUUAAAUGAAGGUAGGUUUAACCAUUAGUUUUGUAGUGUUUGGAAGCAGUUUGGAAGCAAGUCCUGUAGGCUGUUUCAUAAUCGAUUAUGUUUAAGCCAUCAGCAAUAUAGUAAGCUAAUAUACAUUAUACUUCAAUAACUGAAGUGCAUAACAUAGUUUAAGUAUGUUUAAUGCCACUGUGAUAUCCAAAGCAACUAUGCACUUGACACUUCACUUUCUACAAUAAUCUAGUUUCUCAAAAUUAGCAGGCAUCUUUGAAAUAGUUAACAGGUGGACAAAAUAGUAUAUUUUUGUCUUGAAUACCAAAACAUAUGUACUAAUUGAAUUAAAAAGCAAUGUGGCUAUUUACGUAAAUUAUAUAUCGAGAAUAACUAGGAGUUUGUUAGAACAAAUUUUUUUUAUUUAAAAUUGCUGAUUAGAUUAAAUAAUAAACUAGCAAGCCAAUAAGAAGAUCGGAAACAAUAAAACUAAAGGCUUGAGAAUUUUGAGACAACAUUUCUCCCCUCGUGUGUGUAUUAUGCUCAUGGAAAGGCGUAAUAUCUUGUGAAUUAUAGUAAUCUCCUCAAGCUUGUGGUUGUAUUGUAUUCAGUGUAGUUGAAUAUUGAGCUUGUGCAUCCUUGAAAAUUAAAUUUUCAUUGGUGACAGCUUUGAUUUGGGGUGCUAUAUAUUACUAUAUAUUAAUACUUAUAAAUUUCAAACCAAGUGUACAUAUUUAGUUGUGGUUUCCAUGUACUGGACACGUUUGUUAUAUAUAGAGAUGAACAACACUUGAGAAACACUAGAGGAUAUUUAAACUGUGGGACACAAGGAUUGAAGGUGGUUGUUGUUGUUGUUGUUAGACAAGUAAGAUAAUUAUCAUUACCAAUGGUCCACAAGUUUUGUGGUCAUUGUCAGUAAUAAUUACUGAUAACUUGUUCCUGAAUGUUUGUUAAUUCUGUAUGAUUUUAGUCAUAUACUUUCAGCACGCCAAAGAGUUUAUGAAAUGUUCCUUAAUGAUAUUGAAAAGUUUAAUUUUAUCUCUUGAAUGCUGUAUUCACUUUUGUAUAGAAUUAUAUUUGUCAUGGUAGCAUGUCAUUCAUUUCUUGCUUGACAAGAAUUUAAUGCAAUUGUUUUGUUUAAGAAAAGUUUAUAUAUAUAUGAAUGGUACCUGUGCUGCUUGUAAAUAAGAAACUUUAGGCACUACAGUGAUUAUAUAGUAGUUAAAUGGUUUUGAUAUAUGGGUAUGAUAUUCUCAUCCCAGUUUUGGUUGUUAGCAAAUAAAGUGGAAUUAAUUGGAUAUGUACUGCAUUUUCAUUAUGGAUAAUUGCCAUUUUAUGCAAAUGAAAAUUUUUCUUGAAUGUGUGAAAAAUAACUUUCUCAGCAAUAUAUUCAAGUUAAUUUGAUUGCUUGGUACAGGUCUAAUUGUGAUGUAAUGUGAUUAGAAAAUAUGGUUAAAUUCCCAGGCACUACUGUUAUAUUGCUUUGUAAACAGCCUUAAUUAGUUGGCUUAUAAUGUUAAUCAGUGUUAUUAGAUAAUUUUAAGUUAUGCCUUGACUAUAUAUUAUGAUCCUUUGCGUAGGAGUUUUUAAAAAGAUAUUUGACUCUAUUCAGCUCUAAAUUGUGAUAAUAAUGUAAGGAUCUAAAUCUGUUUAUAAUGAAAGAUUUUAUAUGAAACCAUAAUUGCUUAGGAAAACAGGGUUUAAUUUAAAUAGAAAUAAGAAUGGGUAUUUAUUCAGUUUUGGCAGUAGUCAUAAAUGUCAGUUUAUAAAAAAAAUAAACAGGGCCUUCAAAUUGUAAUUCUUCUAAUGAAAACUUUUAUUUUCUCUCAAUCUGGAAACCAAGGACUGAAUUUAUGAAUACAGUAAAUAAAUAUAUAUUGCAAUAAAAUGUU
Molecule: messenger RNA, 4996 nt
Organism: Macrobrachium nipponense
Lineage: Eukaryota; Metazoa; Arthropoda; Malacostraca; Decapoda; Palaemonidae
Product: protein quick-to-court-like
Exons: 14
Coding region: 303-2651 (782 amino acids)
Source: RefSeq, a predicted model, not a curated record